CUCCAACAGCUUCCCUCUUCACAAUUACACACACCAAUCUCUCUUUCUCUCUCUAAAAACUCUUCCACAACAACAAAUACACAAAUCACCAAUUUUUCAACCCAAAAAAUCAAACUUAGUUAUCUAUGGCGGCAGGACUAACCGCCACUAUAACCUUGAAACCCUUAAACCGUCACUACAAACCCAUAUUAUUUCCUCAUCUCAACAAACCAAUUCUCUUCAACCCAUUAAGAUGUUUCCCUCAAAGAACAACCCCAAAAACCCAAAAAUUGAAAAGCUUCACCCUUUGUGUUUUAAUGAACGAUCCAAAACAGAAUACCCAAAUUGAAAUUGAAGAAGAAAAAUCACCCCUUCAAGGAGAAAAUGAUAAUAAUUAUUCUCAAGUUGUGUCACCAAAAAUGGAAGAGAAAUUGAAAAGGAAAAAAUCAGAAAGGUUGACUUACCUUAUUGCAGCUGUUAUGUCUAGCUUAGGUAUCACAUCUAUGGCUGUGUUGUCUGUUUAUUAUAGAUUUUCAUGGCAAAUGGAGGGUGGUGGAGAAAUUCUUUGGUCCGAAAUGUUUGGUACAUUUGCUCUAUCUGUUGGUGCUGCAGUGGGUAUGGAGUUUUGGGCUAGAUGGGCUCACAAGGCUCUUUGGCAUGCAUCCUUGUGGCACAUGCAUGAGUCCCAUCAUAGAGCAAGAGAAGGACCAUUCGAGUUAAAUGAUGUUUUUGCAAUAAUAAAUGCUGUUCCUGCCAUCGCUCUCCUUAACUUUGGUUUCUUCCACAAGGGACUCAUCCCUGGUCUUUGUUUCGGUGCGGGUCUUGGGAUUACUGUGUUUGGGAUGGCUUACAUGUUUGUACAUGACGGUUUGGUUCAUAAGAGAUUCUCAGUGGGACCUAUUGCCAAUGUGCCCUAUUUUAGAAGGGUAGCUGCAGCCCACAAACUUCACCAUUCGGACAAAUUUCAUGGGGUACCAUAUGGGCUGUUUUUGGGACCAAAGGAACUUGAAGAGGUAGGAGGGUUAGAAGAGCUAGAGAAAGAGAUUAUUAGGAGGGCAAGAUCAUACAAUAAUAGUUCAUAACAAAAGUAAACACUAUGUUUUAAGGAGUUUUCAUUGUAAAGAAAAAUAUUGAAUGAAAUGAUAAAAAAAAAAGUUUUGUUUA
This is a messenger RNA of Cicer arietinum (chickpea), 1143 nucleotides long. Its product is annotated as beta-carotene hydroxylase 2, chloroplastic-like. Gene Ontology annotation, cellular component: chloroplast. Gene Ontology annotation, biological process: carotene metabolic process; xanthophyll biosynthetic process. Lineage: Eukaryota; Viridiplantae; Streptophyta; Magnoliopsida; Fabales; Fabaceae. Gene Ontology annotation, molecular function: iron ion binding; beta-carotene 3-hydroxylase activity. The record is from RefSeq and is a predicted model, not a curated record.